CAGUCGCUUAAAUGGAAACGAACGCGUAAAACCUGGCAACUCGGUGGCAAUUUCCUAUCUACGAUCGAAAUCUUGAUACAUAUUUCGAAUCCAAAUUCAUUUACUGUCACUUGUUAGUGAAACUCGAGGUUUUUCGGAUUGUGUCAAAUUAUUUCGAUCCUGACAAUACUUUUUUGUUUGAUUGUAAAAAAUGGCUGAUCCCAAAUAUGCCGACUUACCUGGCAUUGCGUAUGAUCAAGUCGAUGUAUACGAGACAACUGAUUUACCAGAAUCUGAGCAAUUUGAAUUGUACCCCGAGGAUAAUACUGAGUCUAUAGAAAAAUUGCAUAUUAGUGCUACAGAAGCAUUUAAUAAAUUUAAAGGUAAACAUGUUAUCAGUGAGACAGUUGAUUUUUCAGACUGCGUGUCACUUAAAAGAAAGACAGGCUACAAAUUUGGGGAUUGGGAACUUCCUGGAGAGGGAGAGAUGGAAACACCAAUUCAAAAAUACCAACGGUUACAGCAUGAGAUUAAAGAAUUAUAUGAAGAAAUAAAUGAUAUGAAGCAAAAGGCACAGGAUGAAGCAGAAGUGAAAUCUGUAGUUGAUAUAAUUUCACAAGUACAGGAUUUAGGAAAGCAAUUGGAUUGCUUAAAAUUAGAAGAAUGCCUUGGAGCUGAUCUUGUUGCAACUCUAUCAGAUCCACAAGGAACUAGGCUGAAACAAUUGAUAUCUCAAAUAGAAGCAUUUAAACAGACAAGUAUUCCUACCUCUGAAUCUGAUUCAAAGGAGAAGAGUACAAAAGUUGAUAAAACAACUGAAUCUAAUGUUCUCAAAUAUCAGAUGACAUACCUCCCGGAAAAAGCAAGAAUGCAAGAAACUGCGAGGAUUGCACUGCUUGAACAGAGACUUUGCAAUUUAGAAAGUAUUAUGGGCACAACUACUGAUAAACUUUCGAAAUUUUCACAGAAUCUCAAAGGUCAAGGUGUAAUGGAAGCUGUGCAAGAAUUAGGAGCAAAAGCUGCAUUAUUAGAUACAUACCAACUAGAUAUAAUUGAAAAUCAAUUGGCUUCUGUAAUUCACAGAAUGGACACUAUUGUACAAAAAAAGGUUGCAUUGACUUUAGAUACAGAACAGGAACAGAAGAUAUCAGAAAUGUACGAAAUCAUGAAGCAAACAGAAACUAUGUCACAAAUCUUACCUCAAACUGUAAAUCGAAUGUUGGCUUUAAAUACAAUUCAUCAGCAAGCUGCCGAGUUUAAUAAAUCUUUAACACGUUUAGACGAGCUACAAUUACAAAUCACAUCCGACUUGGAGAGCAAUAAAUCUCUUUUGAAAGGAGUACAAGAAAGUUUUGCGUCAAAUUUAGAAAUCAUAAAAAAUAAUAUAGAAGCGCUUGAUGAACGUGUUAAAAAAAUUAGCAAGUGAUAAUUUAUUGUAACGAGAAUUCAUUAUAGACUAAUAAUCGAACUUUUUUAAUACACGUUUAUUAAAUUAUAUAUUUCUUAGUACUUUUUAAAUUGCUGAUAGUUCGAUAUAAAAAUGAUAUAUUGCAUUUCUAACAUAUUUUUUAUCAUGGUUUCAUGAAAUUGAUCGACUUUUUUCCAGUUAUAGUAUUUUCAAUGACACGAGAAGAAAGCUCUUUAAUGUAUAAAUAUCACAAAUGUGAAAUAAAUUAACAUCAUGCUUGAGA
This is a messenger RNA of Megalopta genalis, 1670 nucleotides long. It is a transcript of the gene DCTN2-p50, whose product is annotated as dynactin subunit 2. The record is from RefSeq and is a predicted model, not a curated record. Gene Ontology annotation, cellular component: dynactin complex. Lineage: Eukaryota; Metazoa; Arthropoda; Insecta; Hymenoptera; Halictidae. Gene Ontology annotation, biological process: microtubule-based process.